Lodderomyces theae is the source of this 1578-nucleotide messenger RNA. RefSeq names its product FACT complex subunit (gene POB3). Bases 1 to 1578 code for a protein of 525 amino acids. The record is from RefSeq and is a predicted model, not a curated record. The transcript has a single exon. Gene Ontology annotation, molecular function: histone binding; DNA binding; nucleosome binding. Lineage: Eukaryota; Fungi; Ascomycota; Pichiomycetes; Serinales; Debaryomycetaceae. Gene Ontology annotation, cellular component: nucleus; FACT complex.
AUGCGUAUAGCAGAUUCGGGAUUGGGAUGGAAAGCAAGUGCCAGUGCAACAAAUGGUUCAGCAUCACCAGAACAGCAAACAUUCUUGUUACCUCGUGAAGAGAUAUUAGUCACUACGUGGUCACGAGGCUCAAAGGGAUACGAGUUGAGAAUACAGACUAAGAACAAGGGAGUAGUUCUGUUGGACGGAUUCCAUCCUGAUGACUUUGCACAAUUGAAGCAAGAAUUGACACGGAAUUUUCAUGUCAAUUUGGAGCACAAGGAGCACUCGUUGAGGGGAUGGAAUUGGGGAACUACAGAUUUGGCUAGAAACGAACUAGUUUUCAAUGUCAAUAAUAAACCGUCGUUUGAAAUUCCUUAUGAUGCCAUUUCGAACUCCAAUUUAACUGGUAAAAAUGAGGUUGCCAUCGAGCUUAAUUUGGAGAAAAGUAACAAGAAAAUGGGAGAUGAAGUGGUUGAGAUGAGGUUUUAUGUGCCAGGAACUACUUUUGAGGAAGAAACAACUACAGUAAAGAAUGAGGAUGGUGAGGAGGAAGAAGUAAUUGCAAAAAACUUGGAAACGGAACAAAGCGCAGCACAAGCAUUUUACGAGCAGUUGAGGGACAAGGCAGACAUUGGACAAAUUGCAGGUGAAGCCAUUGUGUCAUUUGGUGAUGCAUUGUUUCUCACACCAAGAGGUCGAUAUGAUAUUGACAUGUACUCCAAUUCUUUGAGGUUGAGGGGUAAAACAUAUGAUUACAAAAUCCAGUAUGAUCAAAUUGAACGUAUCUUUUCGUUACCCAAACCAGAUGAGGUUCACCACUUGAUCAUUUUGCAAAUUGAUCCACCAUUGAGACAGGGUCAGACUAGGUAUCCAUUCUUGGUCUUGCAAUUUGUGAAAGAUGAGGAGACCGAGUUGGAAUUAAACUUGAGUGAUGAGGAAUUUGAAGAAAAGUAUAAAAACAGGUUGAAGAAGACUUAUGAUGCUCCAACACAUAUUGUCAUGGCCCACUGUCUUCGUGGUUUAACAGAGAAGAAGUUGGUGAUACCAGGUUCGUUCCAGUCCAGAUUUUUGCAACCAGGUAUUUCGUGUUCAGUUAAGGCUUCCGAAGGUUAUUUGUAUCCAUUGGAAAGAUGCUUUAUGUUUGUGACCAAACCUACUCUUUACAUUCCAUACAGUGAAAUUAGUAGUGUUGGGUUGUCCAGAGCAGGAGGAGGCGUAUCUGCGUCAAGAACAUUCGAUUUGGAAGUAAACAUUAUUGGGUCUACUGUGAAACAUGUUUUUGGCAGUAUUGAGAGAGAGGAACAAGAAAAUAUUGAGAAAUUUUGUGUUGGUAAAGGACUUAGAGUUAAGAACGAGGAAAAGAUUGCCAAGCAAAGAUUGGCAAAGGCGUUGGAACAAGAAGCAGACAUGGACGCUGACGACAAUGACGUGGACAUGGGAAGUGCUGACGAUGAUGAUGAGGAUGCUGACGACGACUUCCAAUCCGGUUCCGAUUCCGAUGUUGCAGAAGAAUUCGAUAGUGAUGCCGCCGAAUCCAGUGGAGAUGAAGAAGAUGAAGGAGAUGACAGACCGCCAACUAAAAAGCCAAAGAACUAG